Messenger RNA from Anneissia japonica, 5298 nucleotides. RefSeq names its product zinc finger protein 665-like. The coding region runs from base 252 to 3005 and encodes 917 amino acids. The record is from RefSeq and is a predicted model, not a curated record. NCBI's taxonomy places the organism in Eukaryota, Metazoa, Echinodermata, Crinoidea, Comatulida, Comatulidae. The transcript is spliced from 2 exons.
GGUUACUGAACCGAAAGGAAAGGGAAAAUAAUGUGCAGGAAGAAGAAAGCGAAAGAAGAGGACAAAGGCUGAAUGUUCCGAAGAAGUAGAGACAAAGAAAAGCUAGGAUAACAUAAUAUAUACCAUCCGCAUUCCUUUCAAGUAAUCCUACAUCUAUGAAGUAAUCAAGACACAUAUUUUGACUUUAAGAAAAAAAAAUUAUGUGAAAUGCCAGAUCUUAUCUGUGAUAGUGAAAAGAAAUAAUCUCUAAAAUGGAGAAUGAAAAUGUGGGAUUUUCACCUUUGAAGGAAGAUGGAAACCAGGAAACAGGCUCUGAAGCACCUGUCAUAAAACAAGAAGCUGAGGGACACAAGUAUGAUGAAAAUAGUGAUGCAAUUUUGCCAACAGAUUCUAACAAAUGGACUCGUAGUGAACAAGAAUUGGCUGGAACAUCACUUGUUCAAAAGAAGCUAAGAAAGAAGGUAUUAAAUGACGUGAAGGCUAGCGUAUCUUUAACAAGACCGAGUAACUUCACUCCAACGUUUCUAGAUGAAAGUUUUACAAUUGAACAUGAAGGGAAGCGACACUGGCAAUGUAAUCAAUGUCCUAAAAUGUACCAAUCAAAACACAGCUUACAGAGUCAUCUGCUCUCGCACAGUGGUGUGCGACCAUACUCUUGCGACAUUUGUGGUAAAUCAUUCCGACAGCAAGGACAUCUUGCCACGCAUAAGUUGACUCACGAAAAGGUGAAACCACAUUCUUGUAACGUAUGUAGUCGCUCUUUCACGCAAACAAGUCAUCUGAAACGCCAUAUGCUUACACAUUCUGAAAUAGCUCCAUACGUAUGUAGUGAGUGUGGACGCAAAUUUGCAUAUGCUAGUGAGUUACAAGCACAUCUGGCGAAACCACAUCCCACCAAAGAUAACUGCUGCGGGGUCUGUGGACGAACAUUUUCGUCAAUAGGCCAUCUGCAGCGGCACAUGGCAUACCAUGAAAGCCACGGACCACUGCAGUGUGAAGAAUGCAACAAAACAUUCCUUUUUCCUCAUCAAUUAUCUGCACAUAUAAAACGGCACAAAGACAUUCGUCCACACAUUUGCGGAGAAUGUGGUAUGCAAUUUUUACAACCUACGCAUCUUAAACAACACCAAAAAACGCAUUCAGGAGAGAAGGAGCAUGAAUGCCCUGAGUGCAAGAAAUCUUUCAGUCUUGAAGGGAACCUUAAGCGUCACAUGUUUAUUCACACUGGCUUGCGGCCUUAUAAAUGUGAAAUUUGUGGAAAAUCCUUUGCACAGAAACAGACACUUAAAGCUCAUCUGAUUGUACAUAGCCAAAAUAAACCAUUUGCUUGUAAACACUGCGGAAAAGGUUUUAGUCGUAAAUUUAAUUUGGAAAGUCAUGAACGAUUGCACAACGGGAUCAAACCGUUCCGGUGUAACUUCUGUGGCACACGUUUUAAUUUGAAGAGUAACUUAAAAACUCACAUUAAACUAAAGCAUAGCGAGAAGAAGGAGGGCGGUAUUGAUGACACCAAAGGCCUUGUUAUUGAAGCAGAUAAUGUCAGUACUAUACCCGGCACUGGUGGGAUUUCACGAAAAGGACUUUACCGUACAAUUCGGAUGGGAGGAAAGAACUUAUAUGCUUGUCAGGUGUGUAACAAAACUUUUAAACAGAGUGGACACCUUAAAAAGCACAUGAUACGUCAUAGUGAUGAUGCGCCAUUUAAAUGUGAUCAGUGCGGGAGAAAAUUUGUUUAUCCAAGCGAAUACCGUGCCCAUAUGGCUAAACCACACCCAGCUAAGAAUAACAUAUGUGUCAUGUGUGGGAAAGACUUUGCGACACCUGGACAUCUUCAACGGCAUCUUCUGCUACAAGGUGACCAUGGUCGGUACGAUUGCGAUCAGUGUGAACGCAAAUUUUCCUACCCUAGCCAGUUACAGUUGCACAAGAUGAGACACAGUGGAGUACGCCCUCAUAUUUGUAAAGAGUGUGGAAUGGAAUUCAUGCUUGUUGCUCAUUUGAAAAAGCAUAUGUUUACUCAUAUGGGAGUGAAGCCUUAUAAAUGUCCUAAAUGUGGGCGCGGAUUUGGCCAGGAUGCAAACCUUAAACGACACUUGCGCACACACAGCGAGCUCCGCCCUUUCAAAUGUGAACUGUGCCCUAAAGCUUUUAAAGAAAAGCACACAUUACAAGCACAUAUGAUUGUGCAUCGGGAAGACAAACCAUACACGUGUAGCGUCUGCCAAAGAUCGUUCAGCCGAGAACGAAACUUGACAAACCAUAUGAUACUCCACAGCGGCUCAAAACCCUUCAAGUGCCGUGUUUGUUCGAGUCGGUUCAACCUGAAGGGGAACUGGAAACGGCACAUGAAGGUUAAACAUGGGAUUGAAGACCCUAAGCCAAAUGGAAAUAUCUCCCUUACAUUAGCCGAUACAAAUAUUGAUGCAAUUGAUUUAUCAGCACGAAAACCAACCAAUGAUGAUGCAAGUUUACUUAAGAAUACCAAGAGUAUUCAGGAAGACAGUAGUCAAUCCAAAGCAACACCAGUUAUCGUAUCAUCCAAGGAUUUAAAUACAAAGAAUGACGAACAUUUUGAUAAUCAACUUGGGAACUUAGAUCAGUCUCAACCUCAGUGGUUUGGUGACGGUAAGGAUCAGAGUGACAGCACUAGAGAUGAACAAAGCUCAAACUCUGAUUCUACUCGUCGUAUCGUACAAAUGAUCGCCCAGUUGAAUAAUAGCGCAAGGAUGAUAAAACGCAGACGCCAUAUUCGUUUGGAAGCACCAAAACGUACCCUGACCUUUAGCAACGAAGCAACAGAAAGUCAAGGAUUUCCUCCAGUGCCAUUGCCAGAACAAACAAAUUUAAAUGAUCAGGAUGAGAAAAUGAAGAAAAUUGAGGAUAUGGAAGUAAACACAGCAGGUGGUAGAAAUCAAAUGGAGGAGGCUAUGAUGGAGAUAAACCAACAAGAGUUAGCUGAAGAAAUGCUUCCACUGCUAAACCCAUACAAUAUGGAUGAAUGCUAAAUGCAAUGGCAUCCAUCAAUUUUUUCAGAGGAAGUUUAUAUAUUUUUUAAUCUUCCAGAGUUUUUAAUAAUUCCAUGAAAAUAAUAAUUGAAAAUAUUACAAAACCAAAGUACCAACAAAUUGAAGGAGUUUUCACAAUUCCAGAUUUUUAAACUUUUACAACUGUUUUUCAAAAAAUUUACAUUCAAAUAAAAAUUUGCAAUUCAUAUUUGUACAAGGCAUGCCAUAAUUUCUUGCAAUGUACAUUUUUUUUAAAAAUAAAAAUAAUCGCUCUUUUCAUAUUGACUAUAAUGAAAAUGUCUAUCUUGAUAAUUAUGUAAGUUUGACUAAAAUUUCUUUACUGCAUGUUUUUAUGAUACAUACAAUUUUUCUAUGUAUUUAAUAUAUUUAUUGGACAUUUUUGAUAUCAUAUUUUAUCUGUAGUUAUUAAGUAAUUUAAGUACACAUCAUACAAAUAUCAUAGGGCAGUAUGUAAAGCUGUUCUCAUUCCACUGGUUAUUAAUCCAAUUUGUAUGAGAAUUGUAACCAUGGUGAUUCAACUCUGUGUUUAUAUUGAUAAUGUUAUUUGUAUGCCUUGGGAUAUUUAGUUUUCUACAUACUGAUUGAUUUAUCCCAUGACCAAUUAUAGGGUUGAUGAAAUUCAUUUAGGAUUGGCAUUUGUCCAUUAUUACCAUGACAAUUUGCCUGUCUACUACUGCUAAAUGGCAUUUUCACACGAAUACAUGAUACAGUGUAAAUGAGGUAAACUGUAAUGUGCUGUAUGACCGACUAUAGAAAUUCAGGAUGUAGGAUUUUAGAAGGAUGAGGAUGAAUACAAGGUCAACAUAGUUUUGACUACAAUCUGUACUGUAACAUUGUAAACUAAAAUUUUAUGAUUUUGAAACAAAAAGUGAAAUAAAUUGUUUUCAUUUCCCCUUUUUAUCAAUCCCAUAAGCUCUUUAGACUUAAAAAAAUCCGAGAGUAAGAGAAAAUUAACUUUCACCCAGUUAUACAGUAUCACAAUUUAAUUGCAAUAGAUUCCACUUAACUAAAAGUGCAGUUGGUAUAUCAUUAUAAAAUUAAAUUUACGAAGUUGUAAGAAUUUUCUUUAAAAAAAAAAAAAGUACUUCUUAACACUCUGAACAUUUAGAAAAUUAAUACUAAUCCAUGUCUUUCAUAUGAUGACCAUAGGCAGUUCCAUGGCAUCACUCAUCUCAGAAAUGUCUUUUGAUACAGUAAAAAUAUGUUACUACUGUAUAUGCAUUUGUGUAUAGUAGAAUGGUAUAUUCAGCAAUAGUUGAUGAAGUUUAAGUAUGAGAGUCACUGAUCUGUUUCCAUCUUGAUUUUUGAAGGGGUUAAUUUUUAUAUUUUUUAAUUAUACGUUAAGCGCAUUGAAGCUCUGGCAUUUUGUGCUAUAGAAGUCUAAAGCAUUAUUAUUGUUAAAUUUGUUUCUCGUCUCAUGUUUUUAUAAAAUACGGUACUUGGAUGUGAAAUUAUUUUGUUAACUUUUCCAAGUAUUUUAAAUGCAAAUCUGAUACCAUUGCUAAAAUGUCAUUUCUUGCACAAUUAUGUUUUAGAAUUUGAAUUGGUAUUUAUCAGUGUUUGCAAGUAUACUAAAAGUUUGUUUUUAUUACAACUUUAAAAGCUCCUAAACAUUCUGUGGCGUAUCAAUCUUAAAAUGGGGGUGGGGGCCUUGGUGAUUAAAUGAGGGGAACUAGCUCGCAUAGUGAUUUUUUUGCUUCAUACAUUUUUGUGCGCCCCUCCCACAUACCCUAGAUACGAUACUGUAAACAGUACUGUAUACUUUUGAAGCAAUUAGUUGUGAUGAUAGUUUAAGAUUAUUCCCCUGUAUUAGUUCUAUGCUUAAUAUUCAUAGGUUGUUUUAGACAUUUAAUUUUUCUGUUAUUGUUUUUAUAAAUAAUUUAUAUAGCAUUCCUAAUUGUCAUGAAAUAAAAUAAGAACCUUAUUCUUUCAUAUUAAUAGGAUUUUACAAAAAAGAGUUAUAAAUAUGAUUAUGAAUUAUAAUUACGACUUUGAUGCACAUUUACAUGUGUUUAUACUAUAGAUGCACUUUUGUGUUCGGUCCAUGAUCGUACUGGCUAUGUAUUAGGUCUUUGACCAAUCAUACUUAACUAUGUGAUAGGUCCACGAUCGCAUUAGCCAUGUGUUAGACCAGUGAAUGCUUUAGCCAUUUGUUACAUAAUUUAUUACAUUAGUCAAGUGUUAGGUCAGUGAUCGCAGUAUAAAAUGUUGAUCACAUGAAUAAUCUUGUGCAGUUUUCGACAAACUGUACAUUUAUUUCUUCAUUUAUUUC